Messenger RNA from Mauremys mutica (yellowpond turtle), 4293 nucleotides. RefSeq names its product maestro heat-like repeat-containing protein family member 7. The transcript is spliced from 27 exons. Gene Ontology annotation, cellular component: cytoplasm. The record is from RefSeq and is a predicted model, not a curated record. NCBI's taxonomy places the organism in Eukaryota, Metazoa, Chordata, Testudines, Geoemydidae. The coding region runs from base 188 to 2659 and encodes 823 amino acids.
CCCAUUGUGACAUGCCCCCUGCUGGCUGGCACAGCCUCAUCCCCUCACUGCCAGGCUUGGCUCUGGCAGAGCGAGUGCUUGCACGUGCUACUGAGGAACGCUGAGCCAGCCGUUUCAGCUCUGCCACCGGCAGCAGAAAGUGGGUGGACCAUAUACACACCGGCUUCUGCCCACUCCUGACUCCAGGAUGGCUGAGGAAGUCCCCAAGGGCCCCUCAAAGCCCAUCCGUGCCUGGGAGGAGACGAAACCUCCCCAACGGAAGAGUUGGCGAAAGAGCCCACAGCGGAAGCAGGAGCUGUGUGUGCCUCAGCCCUUCCGUGCCGAUUCACCAUCCUAUUGUAACGCUUGCUUAAGGAGGAUAGACUGGGAGGAGAAAGAGGCCCUGGAGUACAUCAACGCCUUUCUCACGAGCAAUGAACAGGACGAGGCCAAGAAACUCAAGUUCUUGGAUUCCAUCAGCACCCUCAGCAGCCUGCCUGCUUUUAUGGACAAAGCCCUGCUAGUGGGGAAGAUAAAGGAGCUGAUUGAUCACGAGUCCGUCGACUCCCUGACCGGCGUGAUGCGUCAGCAAGCAAUGCUCGCCAUCAUGAAGCUGAGCAAAAUGAAGCUACCGUGGCUGGUCCUGACACGACCCAGCCUGCUCGCCACCUGCUUCUCCAGCAUCUUCUCCCUGCCUCCAGCACACACCAUGGAGGAGGAGGUGGAGGCUGCUCUCUGCACCAAAACUCUGAAAAUCAUGGAUGAGAUGCUGAAGGCCUUGGUGUGCGAGGAUCAGGAGCCCAACCUUCUGGUGCUGCAAAUCAUCUUGAAGGUCCUGCUCCCCUGGACUACAUCCAAGGAGGUGCAUGAGCGGCUGAGGGCAGUGGGAAGGAUCACCUGGCUUAUGGAAUUCAUGGGGUCUCAGUGCAAAUUCCAGGAAGUGGAGGAGUUCAGCGUCCUGGGCCAGCUGGUGGGGUGUCUCACUCUGUGCUGUGCGGAGCAGGAGCAGGAGAUCUGGCAAUUGGCUGUGGAGGGCCUUCACCACGUCUACUCCUUCAUGCUGCAGCUAAAAUCCAAAAUGCCGGUGAAUCACGGUGCAGAGUAUCGGCAGCUCCUCCACGACAGUCAAACUGAGAGAGCCUUCUGGGUCACCAACAUCAGCAAUAUCACAUCGAUUUUUGGGGAGUACUUCGACACGUCUGAGUGCAUGGACUUCCUCCUCGUUGCUAUCAAGGGCAUGAGAGACUCCAGCAUCCAUGACGCACUGACGGCCAGGAACAUGCUGCAUAUGAUCCUGGAGGUUCCCGGCCUCAGCUUGGGGAGGGUGUCAGAGGCUGUGAAGAACAUUCAUAACCACCUGGACUCCAUCAGCACGCCACUUGCCCGGCAGGAGCUGCGCAGGGCCCUUCUCCUGCUGGGCUACCGGUUCAGCAAGGAGGUGGUCGGAACCCUGCUGGGCUGCUCACUGUCAUGUGACAGUGUUGCUGCGGAGAUGUGGAAGAUGCUGACAUCCCAGCCCAAGACCACAAGAAAGAUCCUUGGGGAGCUGGUCAGCAUGCUGCAGGAGCCGGCUCGGCGACAGCAUCAGCUCUCUGAGAGACCGGCUGGCGUCCCCACCUUGGCCGCCACAAGAGCCCUGUAUGUGAUCCUGCAGGAGCAGGCCUGCAGGCAGGAGGUGAAGGAGCUCUUCCCUCAGCUCUACGUCGCGCUGCUCUUCCACGUCACCCACACAGUGCAGCACACUGCUUCGCAGGAGAGGGAGCAUAACCAGGAGGACACGGCCGCACCCCUCAGCCCCGUCAGGUUCGCGGUGAAGGCCAUGGAAGCUUUGCUUCUAUGCGCUGGCUACAAGGAGCAGGUCACCUUCAUGAUGAAGCAGGGCGGCUGGGACCUGCUCAUGAACUCCGACACGCACCACAAAGGUGUCUGCCUGCUUGCCCGGGCCAUGGUUUCGCUCAAUUUCCAGGAGCGAAACUGGAUUUUCCAUCAUCUCAUGGCCAUCCUCAACUAUCGGGACGAUAGGCGGUACGUCCCGGCCGUGGCGCUCUUCAUUCAGCUCCUCCAGUGCCCUGACCUUGGCAACAAGCUGGAAGACGCCAUCGUGGAGGAGAUGAGCAGGCAGCUGAGAGACCACCAGACCGUGGUGCGCUGGUUGGCGCUCAAAGGCCUCCUCAAUCUGGCCCUUCUCCCAGAGAAGGUGGGGAAACUCCAGCGUCUGCUGCCAGAUGUCCUGGAGCGACUCCAGGAGGUAGACAGAGACCUCAUCCGCAAGGCCAUCGCCGUGCUGAAACACCUCCUCGCCAGCAUGGACAGGCAGAGCGCCAGCCGCGCGGCUGUGCAAGUGGCUGAGCAACUCCUGCCGUUGUUUGAUGAUGUGUCCAGCAAGCUCCGGGUGCUCUCCAUCACCCUUUUUAAAGACCUGCUGGAGCUUGUAAGGGGGCCCAACCGGAGGCAGAUGAAGGAGCAUGUGCUCCAGAGCCUGGUCCCACUGCUCCUCCUUGUGCAUGAUGAGCGUCCCAACGUGUCCCAGGUGUGUUGGGACACCCUCAGCAGUGCCGCCCAAUUCCUGAGAUGGCACCAGCUCAGUGGCCUCAUCCAGCACAAGGAAACCUGGCAAAGCUGUGACUGCCUGGCCUGCUCCUGGAGGAUCUCGUACAGGGCUCUUGUGGCCUGCAGCUAAGAACAGGAGACAGACAUCGCUGCAGGGCUUUCAUCCUUCCCACGCUCCCCCAGGGCACCUAGAGAGGUGGGGAAACUCCAGGAGGUAGACAGAGACCUCAUCACCAAGGCCAUCGCCGUGCUAAAACACCUCCUCACCGGCAUGGACAGGCAGAGCGCCAGCCGCGCGGCUGUGCAAGUGGCUGAGCAACUCCUGCCAUUGUUUGAUGAUGUGUCCAGCAAGCUCCAGGUGCUCUCCAUCACCCUCUUUAAAGACCUGCUGGAGCUUGUAAGGGGGCCCAACCGGAGGCAGAUGAAGGAGCAUGUGCUCCAGAGCCUGAUCCCACUGCUCCUCCUUGUGCAUGAUGAGCGUCCCAACGUGUCCCAGACCUCAAAGGCUUGCAGCAGGACAGCAAGUCCUCAGUCCGAUGCCUGGCUUCUCAGACCAUCUUCAUCCUGGAGGCCUUCAAGAUCCAGCCUCCAGCCUGCUGCGGCCUAUGGACAUUUGUCCAUAGGAUGACCACAAUGUGCACUGCGGAGAGCCCGGUCAUUGAAGCUGCCCAGCUGCCCUAGCUCUGGGAAAAGCCAGCCUCCCUUCUCUGGGGGCUUUUGGCAUCAGACCCCGCCUGGAGCAAGGUGGAACACUUCGUGCCAGACCAUGACUUCUUCCCCAUUGGCUUCCUGCCCUGUCCAGUCACCAGCAAAGUGAAGCCACCGCUGUGGGUCCUGACACAACCCAGCCUGUUCGCCACCUGCUUCUCCAGCAUCUUCUCCCUGCCUCCAGCAGAGACCAUGAAGGAGGUGGAGGCUGCUCUCUACACCAAAACUCUGAAAACCAUGGAUGAGAUGCUGAAGGCCUUGGUGUGCGAGGAUCAGGAGCCCAACCUUCUGGUGCUGCAAAACAUCUUGGAGGGGACAUGGAGAACAAUUUGUCACCAUCCCCUGUAUAACAGCCCUUAACGUAUUUGAAGACUGUUAAAGGUGUCACCUCCGCCUUCUCAAGAUGAAACAUGCCCAAUUCGUUCAACCUUUCUUCACAGGUCAGGUUUUCCAAACUGCUGAUCAUUUUUGUCGCUGUCCUCUGGACUGGCCCCAGUUUGUUCACAUCUUUCUUAAAGCAUGGUGCCUGCAACUGGACACAGUGCUCCAAGCUAACACAAUUCAGAAUGGCAUUUCCCUUUUUCACAACAGCAUCACAUUGUUGAUUCAUAUUCAGUGUGAGAUCCAUGAUAACCCCCAGAUCCUAACUACACUGAGCAGCCUCAUGGUGCAGCACGCCCUGGCAGGGAAAACGCAGGUCUAGAAUAGUGACUCAGCAAGAUCCUCAGUAGGAGUCCAAUCUAACGAGCCCUGAGGUCGAUGGGUCUGUCCUCUGACUCCAGUGGGCUUUGGGUCGAGUCCCAUCAUUCUGUCUCCAAGGACUCUCCCCGCUGUUCCCCUAGCACCAAAGUCUGCUCUGCAGGGUCAGUGCAUUUACACAGGAUUGCCCUGACAGCAGCCUCUGAACCCAGGUGUCUGUUCACCCCCUUUGUCAGACGCCUGUGGGAUGCUUUGGCAUCAGCUCCUGCCAGGCUGCCAGAUGAACGCCCCUUGCUCUGCAUGCUCAGGGCCAUUGAGCUGCUCCAGCUGCUCCAUCCCCACUGUGGAAGGGCCUCC